Symbiodinium sp. CCMP2456 is the source of this 459-nucleotide messenger RNA. NCBI's taxonomy places the organism in Eukaryota, Dinophyceae, Suessiales, Symbiodiniaceae. The record is from the annotation of a GenBank genome assembly.
GCGGCUCUCCUGGCAAAGAUGCGGCGACGCCAGCUGCUCAGCCCGCUGGUUCCGGCGGAGGCAGUCCUGAGGAGUUUUCCACGGGCGUCUCAUGCAGCCCUGGCUGUUCAAGCCGAGCACACGCUCACGGCGGCGGUCCGCGGUGCCGCCCGGAUCUGGGUGGUGCGCGAUGGUGUUGUGGUGGCCCGGACGCUUGCGUUUGAGGACCCGGACACCAUUCGCAGCUUCAACCUGCGUGUGAGGCCUGGCGACACUCUGGGGCUCGAUGCUGCGGGAGCCAGGUCUGAAGACUCCCACCUCGUUGAGGCUUUGGAGGAUGAUGACGCCAGUGCCAUGGUUCUGAGGAUUGAGUUGAUGGCGGCAGAGGAGGUCUUCGAGCCCUUGCAGCCGGACUCACCGCACCCCUCUUGGCGUCAUGCGAUCUUCAACGAGUAUGGAACGCACGACAAGAAGCUUUGA